Molecule: messenger RNA, 1210 nt
Organism: Gavialis gangeticus (Gharial)
Lineage: Eukaryota; Metazoa; Chordata; Crocodylia; Gavialidae
Gene: SYF2
Product: SYF2 pre-mRNA splicing factor
Exons: 7
Coding region: 16-810 (264 amino acids)
Cellular component (GO): post-mRNA release spliceosomal complex; Prp19 complex; catalytic step 2 spliceosome
Source: RefSeq, a predicted model, not a curated record
CGGGGCGUGCCCGUGAUGACGUCACUUCCGCCGUGCGGAAGGAAGCCGGAAGUGGUUGUGUUUGUGUCGAACAUGGCGGCGUUGGCGGAGCCGUACGGAGGGGUUUCCUCUGGCAGCUCCGACGAGGAGCUGGUCCCCACGGCGGAGGAGGAGCUGGUGGCCCAGAAGAGGGAGGCGAGGCUGAGGAAGUUCCGGGAGCUCCAUAUGAAGAGGAAUGAAGCUCGCAAGCUAAACCACCAGGAAGUUGUAGAAGAAGACAAGAGACUCAAGUUGCCACCAAACUGGGAAGCAAAAAAGGCUCGAUUGGAAUGGGAACUGAAGGUGGAGGAAAAGAAAAAGGAAUGUGCUGCAAAAGGAGAAGAUUAUGAGCGAGUGAAAUUGUUGGAAAUCAGUGCUGAGGAUGCUGAAAGAUGGGAAAGAAAAAAGAAGAGAAAAAAUCCAGAUCUAGGAUUUUCAGAUUAUGCAGCUGCCCAAUUGCGCCAAUAUCAGAGGUUAACCAAGCAGAUCAAACCAGACAUGGAACAAUAUGAAAAGCAAAAGAAAGAUACAGAAGAAUUCUAUCCGACAUCAAACAGUCUUCUUCAUGGAACUCACGUGCCAUCUAAUGAAGGGGUUGAUAGGAUGGUUGCUGAUCUUGAAAAACAAAUUGUAAAACGUGAAAAAUACAGUCGGCGACGUUCCUAUAAUGAUGAUGCAGAUAUUGACUACAUUAAUGAGAGAAAUGCCAAGUUCAACAAGAAGGCAGAAAGGUUCUAUGGGAAAUACACAGCAGAGAUUAAACAGAACUUGGAGAGGGGAACAGCCGUCUGAACUAUUAAAUCAACAUAGUGUUUCUGUAAUUAGGUUAUUGUGCACAGCCUACUAGGCUUAUACUGAGAUGGUUAAACUGUAUGAUAAAAUGCCAGUAGAAUAACUAUAGACUCUUAAUAUUGACGUAGACUUUAAUAUUAAUAAAUGACAGUGUUUUCAUUCCUAUCACAAGUUUAUUGUCUAAAAAAGUGCUUGAAGGACAGGAAAACUUAACUAUUCAUAGCUUGCUGUUCCUAAGGUAGCUAAGUUUUGAGUUUUAUUAAGUUGACAAAAGUGAAAAAACGUAUUUCAUAAUAUGAAACAACAUAUUUCAUGUUUAGAUUCUGAAGCUACUAUGGCAUUUUAAGAGAACUAAGCUUAUCUGCAUUAUUGAUAAAAGAGAGCACCACCCUCUGUAUUA